GCCUCGACGUUCCAUCUGGAGAGCCUCGACGUUCCGCCCGAGCCCGGCGCGGGCGGCCGGGGCGCUGGCCCGGCCCUAGGACUGAGAGGCCGCCCGGCGACGCGGAUGCGGAGCCUGCUCGCCCAAGAUCAAAGCCACCGGUGCUCUCUUUGUGUCCGCUCGGGAUUCGCCGCCCUGGGGCUGUCCAUGGAAACCUAAACUGCUGGAACCCGAGGCAGAGAACCCUUCUUCGGCUUCUUGCUUUUUUUGAGGGGGGGAGGGUGGCCACUCCGACCUGGAUUUACCGUUCUUGGCCCCCUUAAGCCCCCCCGUGCGGGGGGCGGCUGUGAUCGCUCUGGCGGUUGGAGGUCGGGGAGCGGCCCGGGCUCUGGCCAUGUUCUCGGAUGAGGAUUUCUGGAUCGCCCUGUGAAGAGGUCUCCCCGAGAGGGCUCUGCCCAGUCGGAGAGAGGGAUGGACAGCCCGAAGCCGCCUGGUGAGGAUAAAGAUUCGGAACCAGCAGCUGAUGGACCUGCAGCCUCCGAGGAGUCAGGUGCCACUGAGCCAGACCUUCCCAAACCACAUGUUGGGGAGGUCUCUGUGCCCAGUUCUGGGGGUCCCCGGCUUCAGGAGCCUCCCCAGGACUGCAGCGGGGGUCCGGUGCGGCGUUGUGCUCUCUGUAACUGCGGAGAGCCCAGUCUACAUGGGCAGCGGGAGCUACGGCGCUUUGAGUUGCCAUUUGACUGGCCCCGGUGUCCCGUGGUGUCCCCUGGGGGGAACCCAGGGCCCAAUGAGGGAGCGCUGCCCAGUGAGGACCUAUCACAGAUCGGUUUCCCUGAGGGCCUGACACCUGCCCACCUGGGAGAACCUGGAGGGUCCUGCUGGGCUCACCAUUGGUGCGCUGCGUGGUCGGCAGGCGUAUGGGGGCAGGAGGGCCCAGAACUAUGUGGUGUGGACAAGGCCAUCUUCUCAGGGAUCUCACAGCGCUGCUCCCACUGCACCAGACUUGGUGCCUCCAUCCCUUGCCGCUCGCCUGGAUGUUCCCGUCUUUACCACUUCCCCUGUGCAACUGCCAGCGGUUCCUUCUUAUCCAUGAAAACACUGCAGCUGCUAUGCCCAGAGCACAGUGAGGGGGCCGCACAUCUGGAGGAGGCUCGCUGUGCAGUAUGUGAGGGGCCAGGGGAAUUAUGUGACCUGUUCUUCUGUACCAGCUGUGGGCAUCACUAUCAUGGGGCCUGUCUGGACACUGCUCUGACUGCCCGCAAGCGUGCUGGCUGGCAGUGCCCUGAAUGCAAAGUGUGCCAAGCUUGCAGGAAACCUGGGAAUGACUCUAAGAUGUUGGUCUGUGAGACGUGUGACAAAGGAUACCAUACCUUCUGCCUGAAACCACCAAUGGAGGAACUGCCUGCUCACUCUUGGAAGUGCAAGGCAUGCCGGGUGUGCCGGGCCUGUGGGGCAGGCUCAGCUGAGCUGAAUCCCAACUCUGAGUGGUUUGAGAACUACUCGCUCUGUCACCGCUGUCACAAAGCCCCGGGAGGACAGCCUGUCAGUUCUCUUGCUGAGCAGCACCCUCCGGUCUGUAGCAGAUUCUCACCCCCAGAGCCUGGCGCUACCCCCACUGAUGAGCCCAAUAGUCUGUACAUUGCGUGCCAAGGGCAGCCAAAGGGUGGAUACGUGACCUCUAUGCAACCCAAGGAACCGGGGCCCCUGCAAUGUGAAGCCAAACCACUAGGGAGAGAAGGGGCCCAACUUGAGCCCCAGUUGGAGGCCCCCCUAAAUGAGGAGAUGCCACUGCUGCCCCCACCUGAGGAGUCGCCCCUGUCCCCACCACCUGAGGACUCACCCACGUCCCCGCCGCCUGAGGCAUCGCGCCUGUCCCCACCGCCUGAGGACUCACCCCUCUCUCCACCGCCUGAGGAGUCUCCUCUGUCUCCCCCACCUGAGUCACCACCCUUCUCUUGCCCAGAGGACUCCCCCUCACAUCCCCCACUUGAUACACCCUUACCCCCACCACCUGAAGCAUCACCCCUGUCCCCACCACUGGAGGAGUCUCCUCUGUCCCCUCCCCCUGAAGAAUUGCCUACUUCCCCACCACCGGAAGCAUCUCGCCUGUCUCCACCACCGGAAGAGUCACCCAUGUCUCCGCCACCUGAAGAGUCACCCAUGUCUCCGCCACCUGAGGCCUCUUGUCUGUUCCCACCGUUUGAGGAGUCGCCCCUGUCCCCUCCACCUGAGGAAUCUCCUCUCUCUCCGCCACCUGAGGCGUCACGCCUAUCCCCACCACUUGAGGACUCACCCAUGUCCCCACCACCUGAAGACUUGCCUAUGUCCCCCCCGCCUGAGGUGUCACGCCUGUCCCCCCCGCCUGAGGAGUCUCCCCUGUCACCGCCACCUGAGGAGUCUCCCACAUCCCCUCCACCUGAGGCUUCACGCCUGUCUCCUCCGCCUGAGGACUCCCCUACAUCCCCGCCACCUGAAGACCCGCCUGCUUCCCCGCCUCCGGAGGACUUGCUCGUGUCCCUGCCGCUGGAGGAGUCACCGCUGUUGCCACUGCCUGAGGAACUGCGACUCUGCCCCCGGCCUGAGGAGCCACACCUGUCCCCUCAACCUGAGAAACCGCGCCUGUCUCCUGCACCCCAGGAGCCGCGUCUGUCCCCUGCACCCCAGGAGCUGUGCCUGUCCCCCGCAUCUGAGGAGCCACACCUGUCCCCUGCACCCCAGCAGCCGUGCCUGUCCCCUGCGCCCGAGGAGCCACGCCUGUCCCCUGCACCCCAGCAGCUGCACCUGUCCCCCGUGCCCCAACAGCCACACCUGUCCCCUGCGCCUGAGGAGCCACGCCUGUCCCCCGCGCCCAAGGAGCUGCGCCUGUCCCCUGCACCCCAGGAGCCCUGCCUGUCCACCGCGCCUCAGGAGCUGCACCUGUCCCUCAUGCCUGAGGAGCCACAUCUGUCCCUUGCAUCCGAGGAACUACGCCUGUCUCCCCAGCCUGAGGAACCGCGCCUGUCUCCCCAGCCUGAGGAACCACGCCUGUCCCCCCGGCCUGAGGAACCGCGCCUGUCCCCUCGGCCUGAGGAACCGCGCCUGUCUCCUCGGCCUGAGGAACCGCGCCUGUCCCCUCGGCCUGAGGAGCCAUGCCUGUCCCCCCGGCCUGAGGAACCGCACCUGUCCCCUCAACCUGAGGAGCCCAUUGAGGAGCCAGGCCUGUGCCCUGCAUCUGAGGAAUUGCCCUUAUUCCUCCCACCCAGGGAGCCACCCUUAUCCCCUGUGCUUGGAGAGCCGGCCCUGUCUGAGCCUGGGGAACCACCUCUGUCCCCUCUGCCUGAGGAGCUGCCGUUGUCCCCAUCUGGGGAGCCAUCUUUGUCACCUCAGCUGAUGCCACCAGAUCCUCUUCCUCCUCCACUUUCACCCAUCAUCACAACUGUGGCCCCACCAGCCCUGUCUCCGUUGGGAGAGUUAGAGUACCCCUUUGAUGCCAAAGGGGACAGUGACCCUGAGUCGCCACUGGCUGCCCCCAUCUUGGAGACACCUAUCAGCCCUCCACCGGAAGCUAACUGCACUGACCCUGAGCCUGUACCCCCUAUGAUCCUCCCCCCAUCCCCAGGCUCCCCCAUGGGACCGGCCUCUCCCAUCCUGAUGGAGCCCCUUCCCCCUCAUUGUUCCCCACUCCUCCAGCAUUCCCUGCCUCCCUCAAACUCACCUCCUUCCCAGUGCUCUCCUGCCUUGCCACUGUCGGUUCCUUUCCCGCUGAGUCCCAUGGACAAGGCAGUGGAGGUCUCAGAAGAGGCUGAGCCACAGAAGAUGGAGACUGAGAAAGCCCCAGAACCUGAGUGCCCAGCCUUGGAACCCAGCCCUACUAGUCCUCUUCCGUCUCCUCUGGGGAACCUUUCCUGCCCUGCACCCAGCCCUGCCCCAGCCCUGGAUGACUUCUGUGGCCUGGGGGAAGAUACAGCCCCUCUGGAUGGGACUGACACUCCUGGUUCACAACCAGAGGCUGGACAGACCCCUGGCAGUUUGGCUAGUGAACUUAAGUGUUCCCCUGUGCUCCUGGACUCUGAGGAGCUGGCCCCUGUGACCCCUAUGGAGGUCUAUGGCCCAGAAUGCAAGCAGGCAGGGCAGGGCUCACCCUGUGAAGAGCAAGAGGAUCCACGUGCACCAGUGGCCCCGACCCCACCUACUCUCAUCAAAUCUGACAUCGUUAAUGAGAUCUCCAAUCUGAGCCAGGGCGAUGCCAGUGCCAGUUUUCCUGGCUCAGAGCCCCUGCUGGGCUCUCCAGAUCCUGAGGGGGGUGGCUCCCUGUCCAUGGAGUUGGGGGUAUCUACAGACGUUAGUCCAGCCCGAGAUGAGGGCUCCCUGCGGCUCUGUACCGACUCGCUGCCAGAGACUGAUGACUCGCUAUUGUGUGAUGCUGGGACAGCUAUUGGAGGAGGCAAAGCCGAGGGGGACAAGGGGAGGCGGCGCAGCUCCCCAGCUCGUUCCCGCAUCAAACAGGGUCGCAGCAGUAGUUUCCCAGGGAGACGCCGGCCACGUGGAGGAGCACAUGGAGGACGUGGGAGAGGACGGGCCCGGCUAAAAUCAACUACUUCUUCCAUUGAGACUCUGGUAGUUGCUGAUAUCGAUAGCUCUCCCAGCAAGGAGGAAGAAGACGAUGAUGAUGAUACCAUGCAAAAUACUGUGGUUCUCUUCUCCAACACAGACAAAUUUGUGCUAAUGCAGGACAUGUGUGUGGUGUGUGGCAGCUUUGGCCGGGGGGCAGAGGGCCACCUCCUUGCCUGUUCCCAGUGCUCCCAGUGCUAUCACCCGUACUGUGUCAACAGCAAGAUCACCAAGGUGAUGCUGCUGAAGGGCUGGCGUUGUGUGGAAUGCAUCGUGUGCGAGGUGUGUGGCCAGGCCUCAGACCCCUCCCGCCUCCUGCUCUGUGAUGACUGUGACAUUAGCUACCACACGUACUGCCUGGACCCCCCACUGCUCACCGUGCCGAAGGGUGGCUGGAAGUGCAAGUGGUGUGUGUCUUGUAUGCAGUGUGGGGCCGCCUCCCCUGGCUUCCACUGUGAAUGGCAGAAUAGUUACACACACUGCGGGCCCUGUGCCAGCCUGGUGACCUGCCCUAUCUGUCAUGCCCCCUACGUGGAGGAGGACCUGCUGAUCCAGUGUCGCCACUGUGAACGGUGGAUGCAUGCCGGCUGUGAGAGCCUCUUCACAGAGGAUGAUGUGGAGCAGGCAGCUGAUGAGGGCUUCGACUGUGUCUCCUGCCAGCCUUACGUGGUCAAGCCUGCUGCGCCUGUCGCACCUCCAGAGUUGGUACCUAUGAAGGUGAAAGAGCCUGAGCCCCAGUACUUUCGCUUCGAGGGCGUGUGGCUGACAGAAACGGGCAUGGCGGUGCUGCGUAACCUGACCAUGUCGCCUCUGCACAAGCGGCGUCAGAGGCGUGGACGGCCCGGCCUCCCAGGUGAGGCGGGGCUGGAGGGGGCCGAGCCUUCAGAGGUCCUGGGCCCUGAUGACAAGAAGGAUGGUGACCUGGACACGGACGAGCUGCUCAAGGCUGAAGGUAGUGUGGAGCACAUGGAGUGUGAAAUUAAACUGGAGGGUCCUGUCAGCCCUGAUGGAGAGCCUGGCAAAGAGGAGACUGAGGAGAGCAAAAAACGCAAACGCAAACCCUAUCGGCCUGGCAUCGGUGGUUUCAUGGUGCGACAGCGGAAAUCCCACACACGUGUGAAAAAAGGGCCUGCAGCACAGGCGGAGGUGUUGAGUGGGGAUGGGCAGCCCGACGAGGGUGAGACGGUGUUGCCUGCUGACCUGCCUGCCGAGGGCUCUGUGGACCAGAGCUUAGCCGAUGGGGAUGAGAAGAAGAAGCAGCAGCGGCGAGGGCGCAAGAAGAACAAACUGGAGGACAUGUUCCCUGCUUACCUGCAGGAAGCCUUCUUUGGGAAGGAGCUGCUAGACCUGAGCCGGAAGGCCCUGUUUGCAGUUGGCGUGGGCCGGCCAAGCUUUGGAUUGGGAACCCCCAAAGCCAAGGGCGAUGGAGGCUCAGAGAGGAAGGAGCUCCCGACCUCACAGAAAGGAGAUGAUGGUCCAGAUGUUGCAGAUGAAGAAUCCCGUGGCCCUGAGAGCAAGGCUGAUACACCAGGACCUGAGGAUGGUGGCAUAAAGGCAUCCCCAGUGCCCAGUGACCCCGAGAAGCCAGGCACCCCGGGUGAAGGGAUGCUUAGCUCUGACUUAGACAGGAUUCCCACAGAAGAACUGCCUAAGAUGGAAUCCAAGGACCUGCAGCAGCUUUUCAAGGACGUUCUGGGUUCCGAACGAGAGCAGCAUCUGGGUUGCGGAACCCCUGGCCUGGACGGCAGCCGGACACCGCUGCAGAGGCCCUUUCUUCAAGGUGGACUCCCUUUGGGCAAUCUCCCCUCCAACAGCCCAAUGGACUCUUACCCGGGCCUCUGCCAGUCCCCAUUCCUGGAUUCUAGGGAGCGCGGGGGCUUCUUCAGCCCAGAACCCGGUGAGCCAGACAGCCCCUGGACAGGCUCGGGGGGCACCACGCCCUCCACCCCCACCACCCCCACCACGGAGGGUGAGGGCGACGGGCUCUCCUAUAAUCAGCGGAGUCUUCAGCGCUGGGAGAAGGACGAGGAGUUGGGCCAGCUCUCCACCAUCUCGCCUGUGCUGUACGCCAAUAUUAACUUCCCCAGUCUCAAGCAGGAUUACCCAGACUGGUCAAGCCGCUGCAAACAAAUCAUGAAGCUGUGGAGAAAAGUUCCAGCUGCUGAUAAAGCCCCCUACCUGCAAAAGGCCAAAGAUAACCGGGCAGCUCACCGCAUCAACAAGGUGCAGAAGCAGGCUGAGAGCCAGAUCAACAAGCAGACCAAGGUGGGCGACAUGGCCCGCAAGACUGACCGACCGGCCCUACAUCUCCGCAUUCCCCCCCAGCCAGGGGCCCUGGGCAGUCCGCCUCCCGCUGCUGCCCCCACCAUUUUCAUUGGCAGCCCCACUCCCCCCGCCGGCUUGUCUACCUCUGCGGACGGGUUCCUGAAGCCGCCGGCGGGCACGGUGCCCGGCCCCGACUCGCCUGGUGAGCUCUUCCUCAAGCUCCCGCCCCAGGUGCCCGCCCAAGUGCCUUCGCAGGACCCCUUUGGACUGGCCUCUGCCUAUGCUCUGGAGCCCCGCUUCCCCACAGUACCACCCACCUACCCUCCCUAUCCUAGUCCGACUGGGGCCCCUGCACCGCCCCCGACGCUGGGUGCCUCGUCUCGUCCUGGGACUGGCCAGCCAGGGGAGUUCCACACUACCCCACCUGGCACCCCCCGACACCAGCCCUCCACGCCUGACCCCUUCCUCAAACCCCGCUGCCCCUCGCUGGACAACCUGGCUGUGCCUGAGAGCCCAGGGGGAGGGGGAGGCAAGGCUGCUGAGCCUCUGCUGUCGCCUCUGCCUUUUGGGGAGUCUCGGAAGGCCCUGGAGGUGAAGAAGGAAGAGCUUGGGGGAUCCUCUCCAAGCUAUGGGCCCCCAAACCUGGGCUUUGUUGACUCUCCCUCCUCAGGCCCCCACCUGGGUGGCCUGGAGUUAAAGGCACCUGAUGUUUUCAAAGCCCCCCUGACCCCUCGGGCAUCUCAGGUAGAGCCCCAGAGCCCGGGCUUGGGCCUAAGGCCCCAGGAGCCACCCCCUGCCCAGGCUUUGGCCCCUUCUCCUCCCAGCCACUCGGACAUCUUUCGCCCUGGUCCCUACCCUGACCCCUACGCCCAACCCCCGCUGACCCCUCGGCCCCAGCCCCCACCACCUGAGAGCUGCUGUGCCCUGCCUCCCCGCUCACUGCCCUCUGACCCUUUCUCCCGAGUGCCCGCCAGUCCCCAGUCCCAGUCCAGCUCCCAGUCCCCAUUAACACCCCGUCCUCUGUCUGCUGAGGCUUUCUGCCCAUCCCCUGUUACCCCUCGCUUCCAAUCCCCUGACCCUUAUUCCCGUCCACCCUCGCGCCCUCAGUCCCGGGAUCCAUUUGCCCCAUUGCAUAAGCCCCCCCGCCCCCAGCCCUCUGAAGUUGCCUUCAAGGCUGGGCCUCUAGCCCACACUCCGCUGGGGGCUGGGGGUUUCCCAGCAGCCCUGCCCUCAGGGCCAGCAGGUGAGCUCCAUGCCAAGGUCCCAAGUGUGCAACCCCCCAAUUUUGCCCGGUCCCCUGGGACCAGUGCAUUUGUGGGCACCCCUUCUCCCAUGCGUUUCACUUUCCCUCAGGCGGUCGGGGAGCCUCCCUUAAAGCCCCCUGUCCCUCAGCCUGGUCUCCCUCCACCCCAUGGGAUCAACAGCCAUUUUGGGCCCGGCCCUACCAUGGGCAAGCCUCAAAGCACAAACUACGCAGUAGCCGCAGGGAACUUCCGCCCAUCGGGCAGCCCCCUGGGGCCCAGCAGCGGGCCUGCAGGAGAGGGCUACGGGCCGUCCCCGCUGCGCCCCCCGUCAGUCCUUCCCCAACCCGCACCCGACGGGCCCCUCCCCUGCCUGCCCCAUGGGGCCGCACCACGGGCGGGCAUCACCUCUCCGGUCGAGAAGCGAGAAGACCCAGGGGCUGGCACGGGCAGCUCUUUGGCGGCACCUGAGCUUUCAGGUACCCAGGACCCAGGCAUGUCUGGCCUCAGUCAGACAGAACUAGAGAAGCAGCGACAGCGCCAGCGACUGCGGGAGCUGUUGAUUCGGCAGCAGAUGCAGCGCAACACCCUUCGGCAGGAGAAGGAGACUGCGGCAGCUGCCGGAGCAGUGGGACCCCCAGGCAGCUGGGGUGCUGAGCCUAGUAGCCCUGCGUUUGAGCAGCUGGGUCGAGGCCAGACCCCCUUUGCUGGGACCCAGGACAAGAGCAGCCUUGUGGGGCUGCCCCCAAGCAAGCUGGGUGGCCCCAUCCUGGGGCCAGGGGCUUUCCCCAGUGAUGACCGACUCUCCCGGCCACCUCCACCAGCCACCCCUUCCUCUAUGGAUGUUAACAGCCGGCAAUUGGUGGGGGGCUCCCAAGCCUUCUAUCAGCGAGCACCGUAUCCUGGGUCCCUGCCCUUACAGCAGCAGCAGCAGCAGCAACUGUGGCAGCAGCAGCAACAGGCAACAGCAGCAGCUUCCAUGCGACUUACCAUGUCUGCGCGCUUUCCCUCAACUCCUGGGCCUGAACUUGGUCGCCAAACCCUAGGUUCCCCUUUGGCUGGAAUUUCCAACCGCCUGCCUGGCCCUGGUGAACCAGUGCCUGGCCCAGCUGGUCCUGCCCAGUUCAUUGAGUUGCGGCACAAUGUACAGAAAGGACUCGGACCGGGGGGGCCUCCAUUUCCCGGUCAGGGCCCUCCACAGAGACCCCGUUUUUACCCUGUAACUGAGGAUUCCCACCGACUGGCCCCUGAAGGGCUUCGUGGCCUAGCAGUCUCAGGCCUUCCUCCACAGAAACCUUCAGCCCCACCAGCUCCUGAACUGAACAACAGCCUCCAUCCAACGCCCCACACCAAGGGUCCCAACCUGCCCACUGGCUUGGAGCUAGUCAGCCGGCCCCCCUCCAGCACUGAGCUUGGCCGCCCCCCUCCUCUGGCCCUGGAAGCUGGAAAACUACCUUGUGAGGAUCCUGAGCUGGAUGAUGACUUUGAUGCCCACAAGGCCUUGGAGGACGAUGAGGAGCUUGCUCACUUGGGCCUGGGUGUGGAUGUGGCCAAGGGAGACGAUGAGCUGGGUACUCUGGAAAACCUAGAGACCAAUGAUCCCCACCUCGAUGACCUGCUCAAUGGGGAUGAGUUUGACCUGCUGGCCUAUACUGACCCUGAGCUGGACACGGGGGACAAGAAGGACAUCUUCAAUGAGCAUCUGAGGCUGGUGGAGUCAGCCAAUGAAAAGGCUGAACGAGAGGCUCUGUUGCGAGGGGUGGAGCCAGGACCCUUGGGCCCCGAGGAGCACCCUCCCCCGGCUGCGGAUGCGCCUGAGCCCCGUCUGGCAUCAGGGCUUCCCGAGGUGAAGCCCAAGGUGGAGGAGGGUGGGCGCCACCCUUCCCCUUGCCAGUUUACCAUUACCACCCCCAAGGCAGAGCCAGCACCUGUCACCACUUCCCUAGGCCUGGGGGUGAAGCCAGGUCAGAGUGUGACGGGCAGCCGGGACACUCGAAUGGGCACAGGAACUUUUUCUAGCAGUGGGCACACAGCUGAGAAGGUCCCCUUUGGGACCACAGGAGGACCACCAGCUCACCUGCUGACGCCCAGCCCACUGAGUGGCCCGGGAGGGUCCUCCCUACUGGAAAAGUUUGAGCUAGAGAGUGGGGCCCUGACUUUGCCUGGUGGACAUGCAUCUGGGGAUGAGCUGGACAAGAUGGAGAGCUCACUGGUAGCCAGUGAGUUACCCCUGCUCAUUGAGGACCUGUUGGAACAUGAGAAGAAAGAGCUGCAGAAGAAGCAGCAGCUUUCAGCGCAGCUGCAGCCUGUGCAGCAGCAGCAGCCCCAGCAGCAUUCCCUGCUGUCCACGCCAGGCCCUGCCCAGGCUGUGUCUUUGCCCCAUGAGGGCUCUUCUCCCAAUUUGGCUGGCCCUCAACAGCAGCUUUCCCUGGGACUUGGAGGCUCCCGACAGCCAGGCUUGGCCCAACCGUUGAUGCCCACCCAGCCACCAGCUCAUGCCCUCCAGCAGCGCCUGGCCCCAUCCAUGGCCAUGGUAUCCAACCAAGGGCAUAUGCUAAGUGGGCAGCAUGGGGGACAGGCAGGCUUGGUGCCCCAGCAGAACCCACAGCCAGUGCUGGCACAGAAGCCCAUGGGUACCAUGCCACCGUCCAUGUGCAUGAAACCACAGCAGCUGGCAAUGCAGCAGCAGUUGGCUAACAGCUUUUUCCCAGAUACAGACCUGGACAAAUUCGCUGCAGAAGAUAUCAUUGAUCCUAUUGCAAAGGCCAAGAUGGUGGCUUUGAAAGGCAUCAAGAAGGUGAUGGCUCAGGGCAGCAUUGGAGUGGCACCUGGUAUGAACAGGCAGCAAGUGUCCCUGCUAGCUCAGAGGCUCUCAGGGGGGCCCGGUAGUGAUCUGCAGAACCACGUGGCAGCUGGGAGUGGCCAGGAGCGGGGUGCCGGUGACUCCUCCCAGCCUCGUCCCAAUCCACCCACUUUUGCCCAGGGAGUGAUCAAUGAGGCUGACCAGCGGCAGUAUGAGGAGUGGCUGUUCCAUACCCAGCAGCUCCUACAAAUGCAACUGAAGGUGCUAGAGGAGCAGAUAGGGGUGCACCGCAAGUCCCGGAAAGCCCUGUGUGCCAAGCAGCGCACUGCCAAGAAGGCUGGCCGGGAGUUCCCCGAGGCUGAUGCUGAGAAGCUAAAGCUGGUUACAGAACAACAGAGCAAGAUCCAGAAACAGCUGGAUCAGGUCCGGAAGCAGCAGAAGGAGCACACUAACUUAAUGGCAGAAUAUCGGAAUAAGCAGCAGCAGCAGCAACAACAGCAGCAGCAACAGCAGCAGCACUCAGCCGUACUUGCCCUUAGCCCUUCCCAGAGUCCCCGGCUACUCACCAAGCUUCCUGGUCAGCUACUCCCAGGCCAUGGGCUGCAGCCACCUCAAGGACCCCCUGGGGGGCAAGCUGCAGGUCUUCGCCUGACCCCCGGGGGCAUGGCCCUACCUGGACAGCCUGGUGGCCCCUUCCUCAACACCACCCUGGCCCAACAGCAGCAGCAGCAACAUUCUGGUGGAGCUGGGGCCCUGGCUGGCCCCUCGGGGGGCUUUUUCCCUGGCAACCUUGCUCUUCGAGGCCUGGGACCUGACUCGAGGCUUUUACAGGAAAGGCAGCUGCAGCUCCAACAGCAGCGCAUGCAGCUGGCCCAGAAACUGCAACAGCAGCAGCAGCAGCAUCUCCUAGGACAGGUGGCAAUCCAGCAGCAACAGCAGCAGGGUCCAGGAGUACAGGCAAACCAGGCUCUGGGUCCCAAGCCCCAGGGCCUUCUGCCUCCCAGCAGCCACCAGGGCCUCUUGGUCCAGCAGCUGUCCCCCCAACCACCCCAGGGGCCCCAGGGCAUGCUGGGCCCUGCCCAGGUGGCAGUAUUGCAGCAGCAGCAACCACACCCUGGAGCUUUGGGCCCCCAGGGCCCUCACAGACAGGUGCUCCUGACCCAGCCGCGGGUGCUAAGUUCUCCCCAGAUGGCACAGCAGGGUCAGGGCCUAAUGGGACACCGGCUGGUCACAUCCCAGCAGCAGCAACAGCACCAACAGCAAGGAUCCAUGGCCGGGCUUUCCCAUCUUCAGCAGGGUCUGAUGCCACACAAUGGGCAGCCCAAACUGGGUGCUCAGCCCAUGGCCGCCUUGCAGCAGCAACAGUUGCAACAGCAGCAGCAGCAGCAGCAACUUCAACAACACCAACAGCUUCAACAACAGCAGCAGCAACAGCAGCUACAACAACAGCAGCAGCAGUUACAACAGCAGCAGCAGCAGCAACAGCAGCUACAACAACAGCAGCAGCAACAGCAGCUUCAACAGCAACAGCAGCAACAGCAGCUUCAGCAGCAGCAGCAGCUUCAGCAGCAGCAGCAACAGCAGCUUCAACAGCAGCAGCAGCAGCUUCAACAGCAGCAGCAGCAGCUUCAACAGCAGCAGCAGCAACAGCAGCUUCAACAGCAGCAGCAGCAACAGCAGCUUCAACAGCAGCAGCAGAUGGGCCUCUUGAGCCAGAGUCGAGCUUUACUGUCUCCUCAACAGCAACAGCAGCAGCAACAGAUGACACUUGGCCCUGGCAUGCCAGCCAAGCCUCUGCAACACUUUUCUAGCCCCGGAGCCCUGGGCCCAACCCUCAUCCUAACGGGCAAGGAACAAAGCAUCGUAGAGACAGCUCUUCCUUCAGAGGCCAGUGAGGGGCCCUCCACACAUCAGGGAGGGCCCUUACCAAUGGGGACUGUACCAGAGUCCGUGGCCACUGAACCAGGAGAGGUGAAGCCCUCACUGUCUGGGGACUCACAACUCCUGCUUGUCCAGCCCCAGGCGCAGCCUCAGCCCAAUUCUCUGCAGCUGCAGCCACCUCUGAGGCUCCCAGGACAACAGCAGCCGCCAGUUAACUUGCUCCACACAGCAGGCGCAGGAAGCCAUGGGCAACCAGGCAGUGGAUCGUCUGAGGCCUCGUCUGUGCCCCACCUACUGGCCCAAUCCUCUGUUUCCUUAGGGGAACAGCCUGGAUCCGUAACCCAGAACCUUCUGAGCUCCCAACAGCCCCUUGGACUAGAGCGGCCUAUGCAAAAUAACAUAGGGCCACAGCCUGCCAAGCCGGGAUCUGUCCCGCAGUCUGGCCAGAGCCUGCCAGGGGCUGGGGUCAUGCCUACAGUGGGUCAGCUUCGGGCACAGCUCCAAGGAGUCCUGGCCAAAAACCCACAGCUGCGGCAUUUGAGUCCUCAGCAGCAGCAGCAGCUCCACGCGCUUCUCAUGCAGAGGCAGCUACAGCAGAGUCAGGCAGCACGCCAGGCCCCACCCUACCCGGAGCCUGGGACCCAGCCCUCUCCCCUCCAAGGCCUCCUGGGCCGCCAGCCCCAACCUGGGGGCUUCCCUGGAUCCCAGACAGGCCCUCUUCAGGAGCUAGGGGCCGGGCUUCGACCUCAGGGCCCACCCCGACUCCCCGCCCCACAAGGAGCCUUAUCCACAGGACCAGUUCUUGGCCCUGUCCAUCCCACACCUCCACCAUCCAGCCCCCAAGAGCCAAAGAGACCUUCCUCCCAAUUACCUUCCCCUAGCUCCCAGCUCCCCUCCGAGGCCCAGCUCCCUAUCACCCAGCCAGGAACCCCCAAGCCCCAGGGGCCACCCUUGGAGCUUCCUCCUGGGAGGGUCUCACCUGCUGCUGCCCAGCUUGCGGAUACCUUCUUUGGCAAGGGACUGGGACCUUGGGACCCCCCAGACCACCUAGUGGAAGCCCAGAAGCUGGAGCAAAGCAGCAUGGCACCUGGGCAUCUGGACCAGGUGAAUGGGCAGGUGGUACCUGAGCCACCACAUCUCAACAUCAAGCAGGAGCCUCGGGAAGAGCCGUGUGCCCUGGGGUCCCAGGCGGUGAAGAGGGAGGCCAACGGGGAGCCUGUAGGGGCACCAGGUACCAGCAACCACCUCCUGCUGGCAGGGCCCCGCUCAGAAGCCGGGCAUCUGCUCUUGCAGAAGCUUCUACGAGCAAAGAAUGUGCAACUCAGUACUGGGCGGGGGCCCGAGGGGCUGCGAGCUGAGAUCAACGGGCACAUUGACAGCAAGCUUGCUGGGCUGGAGCAGAAACUGCAGGGUACCCCCAGCACCAAGGAGGAUACAGCAGCAAGGAAGCCUUUGACACCGAAGCCCAAGCGGGUACAGAAGGCAAGCGACAGGUUGGUGAGCUCCCGAAAGAAGCUGCGGAAGGAGGACGGGGUCAGGGCCAGCGAGGCCUUGCUGAAACAGCUGAAACAGGAGCUGUCCCUGCUGCCCCUCACGGAGCCUACCAUCACCGCCAACUUUAGCCUCUUUGCUCCCUUUGGCAGCGGCUGCCCGAUCAGUGGGCAGUGCCAGCUGAGAGGGGCCUUCGGAAGUGGGGUGCUGCCCACGGGCCCUGACUACUAUUCCCAGCUGCUUACCAAGAAUAACCUGAGUAACCCGCCGACACCACCCUCGUCGCUGCCCCCCACCCCACCCCCAUCGGUGCAGCAGAAGAUGGUUAAUGGCGUCACUCCGUCUGAAGAGCUGGGGGAGCACCCCAAGGAUGCCGCCUCUGCCCGGGACACUGAAGGGGUGCUGAGGGAUGCUUCAGAAGUGAAAAGUCUAGACCUGCUGGCCGCUUUGCCUACGCCCCCUCACAAUCAGACUGAGGAUGUCAGGUGCAGAAGGGGCAGAGAUGGGGAUGAGGAAUUGAGGAUGGAGAGUGAUGAGGACAGCGAUUCUCCUGACAGCAUCGUGCCAGCUUCAUCCCCUGAGAGCAUCCUGGGGGAGGAGGCCCCCCGUUUCCCUCAGCUGGGCUCAGGCCGGUGGGAGCAGGAUGACCGGGCUCUCUCCCCCGUCAUCCCCAUCAUUCCUCGGGCCAGCAUUCCAGUCUUCCCAGAGAGCAAACCUUAUGGGGUCCUGGAUCUGGAGGCCACCAGGAAGCUGCCUGCCCCAACUUGGGAAAAGGGCAAAGGAAGCGAGGUGUCAGUCAUGCUGACGGUUUCUGCUGCUGCCGCCAAGAACCUGAAUGGCAUGAUGGUGGCAGUGGCAGAGCUGCUGAGCAUGAAGAUCCCCAAUUCCUAUGAGGUGCUGUUCCCAGAGAGCCCUGCCCGGGCCGGCAUCGAGCCUAAGAAGGGGGAGGCUGAGGGCCCUGGUGGGAAAGAAAAGAGUCUGGGAGGCAAGAGCCCAGAGGCUGGCCCUGAUUGGCUGAAGCAGUUUGAUGCUGUGUUGCCUGGCUAUACACUCAAGAGUCAGUUAGACAUCUUGAGUCUCCUCAAACAGGAGAGCCCUGCCCCAGAGCCCCCCACCCAGCACAGCUACACCUACAACGUCUCCAACCUGGAUGUGCGACAGCUCUCGGCCCCACCUCCUGAAGAACCCUCCCCACCCCCUUCCCCUCUGGCACCCUCUCCUGCCAGCCCCCCUGCUGAACCCUUGGUUGAACUUCCAGCUGAACCCUCAGCUGAGCCACCGAUCCCCUCGCCUCUGCCACUGGCCUCGUCCCCUGAAUCUACCCGGCCCAAGCCCCGAGCCCGGCCUCCUGAGGAAGGUGAAGAUUCCCGGCCCCCUCGCCUCAAGAAGUGGAAGGGGGUGCGCUGGAAGCGGCUCCGGCUGCUGCUGACUAUCCAGAAGGGUGGUGUGCGGCAGGAGGAUGAGCGGGAAGUGGCUGAGUUCAUGGAACAGCUCGGCACAGCCUUGCGACCUGACAAGGUGCCUCGAGACAUGCGGCGCUGCUGCUUCUGUCAUGAGGAGGGGGAUGGGGCCACGGAUGGGCCUGCCCGCCUGCUGAACCUGGACUUGGACUUGUGGGUGCACCUCAACUGUGCCCUGUGGUCCACAGAGGUAUAUGAGACCCAGGGCGGGGCGCUGAUGAACGUGGAGGUUGCCCUGCACCGAGGCCUGCUCACCAAGUGCUCCCUGUGCCAGCGCACCGGUGCCACCAGCAGCUGCAAUCGAAUGCGUUGCCCCAAUGUCUACCAUUUUGCCUGCGCCAUCCGCGCCAAGUGCAUGUUCUUCAAGGACAAGACCAUGCUGUGUCCAAUGCAUAAGAUCAAAGGGCCCUGUGAGCAGGAGCUGAGCUCUUUUGCUGUCUUCCGGAGGGUCUACAUCGAGCGGGAUGAGGUGAAGCAGAUUGCCAGCAUCAUCCAGCGGGGAGAGCGGCUGCACAUGUUCCGGGUGGGCGGCCUUGUGUUCCACGCCAUUGGACAGCUGCUGCCCCACCAGAUGGCCGACUUCCACAGUGCCACUGCCCUCUAUCCAGUGGGCUACGAGGCCACGCGCAUCUACUGGAGCCUCCGCACUAACAACCGUCGCUGCUGCUACCGCUGCUCCAUCGGCGAGAACAAUGGGCGGCCGGAGUUCGUGAUCAAAGUCAUGGAGCAGGGCCUGGAGGACAUGGUCUUCACGGACGCCUCUCCCCAGGCCGUUUGGAAUCGCAUCAUUGAGCCUGUGGCAGCCAUGAGGAAAGAGGCCGACAUGCUGCGUCUCUUCCCCGAGUACCUGAAAGGCGAGGAGCUCUUUGGGCUGACAGUGCACGCCGUGCUGCGCAUAGCUGAAUCACUGCCUGGAGUGGAAAGCUGUCAAAAUUAUUUAUUCCGCUAUGGACGCCACCCCCUGAUGGAGCUACCACUCAUGAUCAACCCCACUGGCUGUGCUCGGUCAGAGCCUAAAAUCCUCACACACUACAAACGGCCCCACACUCUGAACAGCACCAGCAUGUCCAAGGCAUAUCAGAGCACCUUCACAGGCGAGACCAACACCCCGUACAGCAAGCAGUUUGUGCACUCCAAGUCAUCUCAGUACCGGCGGCUGCGCACUGAGUGGAAGAACAAUGUCUACCUGGCUCGCUCCCGUAUCCAGGGCCUGGGUCUCUAUGCAGCCAAGGACCUAGAAAAGCACACAAUGGUCAUCGAGUACAUUGGCACCAUCAUUCGCAAUGAAGUGGCCAACCGGCGGGAGAAAAUCUAUGAGGAGCAGAAUCGAGGCAUCUACAUGUUUCGAAUAAACAACGAACAUGUCAUUGAUGCUACGUUGACCGGAGGCCCCGCCAGGUACAUUAACCAUUCUUGUGCCCCUAACUGUGUGGCGGAAGUCGUGACAUUUGACAAGGAGGACAAAAUCAUCAUCAUCUCCAGCCGGCGAAUCCCCAAAGGAGAGGAGCUGACAUAUGACUAUCAGUUUGAUUUUGAGGACGAUCAGCACAAGAUCCCCUGCCACUGUGGAGCCUGGAAUUGUCGGAAAUGGAUGAACUAAGAAGCUUUGAGGCUACCAGGCAGGGGAGUCCCCCCACCCCCAACCUCUUCCCUGAAAGGGAUGAGGGGGAAGAGAGGUAGCAGCCAGAGCCAGGACCCAGGGCUGGGGCUGCCGGCUGACCGGAGCCCCUGGAGCAGGAGGCUGGGGCAGAGGGCCCUAGGCCAAGCCCACCCUGGGCACCAGGGAUGACCCUCUUCCCCGCCACCGGCCCCCAGGCUGGCAUCUCUGCCCCCAGCUCCAGGAGGGGCCAGACAGAAGCAGCCAUUGGGCAUCUCAGGUUUGAGGGGGAUAUGGGCCGGGAACUACCCAGAAGCAUCUGGGAGGCAGCAGGGAGGAGGGAGGAGGAUGUGUGGCCGGGCCUCACAGCCCUGCUGCUCCCACCGACCUCUCUGGCCCAACUCAAGGCUGCAAAGAGACUUGACUAAGCUUGACAAUCCCAAAGGCCGGGUCCCACACCUGGCCCUGCCUGCCGGGUCCUGCCCCCACCCUCACCCCCAUCCCCUUCCUUCUCGAUCUGUCUCUGUCUCCCUCUUCUCCUCUGUGUUUCUGUCUCUCUAUGGGUUGUGUUUCCUUGUUUUCCAAUCUGACAAAUGCAACAUGAAUGGGAAAGAGGCGCCCAGCUGCCCAGGAGGGCAAGCCAGGCAAGCCGGGCAAGGAGACCCCGCACCCACACCUACCUCAUUUAAGUGUUGGAUUUUUUGCUGUUUUGAAAUGUGAGACCCUCUCCAAGCCCCCUACUGCCCCAACCCUCUCCCCCACCUCACUGCCCUCUUCUGAGUGGGUGGAAGGGGGGUAGGAGGAAGAAGAAAAAACAACAACAAAAAAUCCAUCUUUGUUUUUAAUUACGGGCAUGGGAUGGUGGUUGAGGCUAAUGAUGAUGAAGAUUGGGGAUGACUGGCCCCUAGUUGCUCUAGGACUUCCUUCUCCAUCUGGACAUGGGGGCAGGAGGGGUGUGCUUAGGACCAGAGUAUCUCCCUCCUGUUUUCCCAACCCCAUCAUGAGCCCAUUUGCCCUCCAGCCCCUGGAUGGGGUGGGUGGGUGGUAGGGUGAGGGCUAUCCCUGAGUGGCAUGCCCAUACCCAGUGAGGCAGGGUGUGGCCCGGAGCUCCCACUUUCCCUCAGUCACCAAACUGCUGCUGGUCUGGUGAGAAGGGGUGGUGAUGUGGGGGUGGGGGAGCUUAGUGUCAGCGCGGGGAGGGUGGGGGGUAUUUAUCUAUUUAUACAUGGGAUUGUACAUAGUCUUGUGGGGCAUGGGGGAGCCGGCUGGAGGUGAGAACCCUCCCCUCUCCCCCCACCCCCGGGGAGAGCAAAUGUAAAACUACUAAUUUUUGUGCUUUAUAUAUUCUAUAUAAAUAUAUCUAUUUUCUUUUUACAAAACCAGUUUAUAAAUGGUAGGGGGGUGUGGGGCGGAUACAUGGAGCUCCCCUUGUGGGGGAGCCCCCUCCAUUACCCAACCUACCGCCCUUUUCCUCACCCCCUCCUCCCCACCCCCUGGCUGUGACUGCUGUAAGGUGGGGGUAUAGAGGCUGGGCGAUUCCCACCCCCUUUUGUAUAGUUGGACUAUGUUAUAACGCACAAAAGUGAGCUGGCCCCAGGGGGAGCCAGAGGGUAAUGGGUUCCCCUGCCUCCCUUUCCUUCCCCUUUCUGCCCAAGCUUGUGCUGCAGUUGAACCUCUUCCUGGGGGUAGGGGUAGGUCAGGGGGUGGGUGAGGCCCCAGACCCCUCUCUGGUAGGGAGCCAUGGGGAUGAAGAUGAAGCUUAUAUGCAGUUCUCUCCUAGGGGCUGUGGGCAAAGGGCAUUUUGUAAUUAAUAUUUUCAAGAAUCAAAUGUCUGGAGUGUGGGGGUGGGCUUGGUGGUGGUGUAUGGGUGGGCCUGCUGGAGGGGGAGCACGGUCGCUGUUGUGAUUUUAGGUUUGUUUUUGUUUGUUUUUGAAUUUGGGGGGUUGCGGAUUGAUGGGGGUAGGGAAAUUUUUUUUUUUUAAGCUGCUUCCUCAACUGUUUCAAGCUGCAAAUGUUUAAGAGAAUAACAUCCCCCACCCCCACAGAAACCACUGUAAUGAGAUCACAGUGGGGAGACUGGGCUUCUGCCCCCAUAGCCAUUGGAUGUUCCUUUUCCAAGAGCAGAAGGUCUAGGUUACAGGGAAGGGGAGACUGGCUCCUGCCAGUCAGGCUCUGACUGGGGCUUGGGCCCUGGGAUUGGGAAAAGGGGAUGGGGCAGACUUUGUAAGCAUAUGCUAGGUAUCUGAUAGUCCUGUAGAAUUUAGUGAAGAAACCUUAUACAGUUUUUAAUUUUUAUAUAAACUAACUCAGACCCAAGCUACAAGGUUGGAAUUUUGGUUGUUGGUUUUUUUUUAAGUACCCCGCCUGUAUAAUUGCAUCAGAAUUCCCUCCCUCCCCCUCGCCCCCCCCCAUGUUUGUACUUUGGGUUGGUUUACACUUGCACAUAUUCAGUUUUCAGUUUUUUCCCAUUUAUGGUCUUCUCCCCUCACCUCCAGGACCCUCCCCCUUUUUAAAAAAUAAAUUUCUGACAAGUGUGAAUCCCGUGAAGACUUUAUUUUGUGUUGUGUGUAUCCUGUACAGCAAGGUUGGUCCUUCGUAACAACGGAUGAAAUGAUUCCCUUUUUUAAAGCGCCCUCUCUCCCUCCAACCCCAGCGCCCCUGUCCUUGGCAUGUUUUGUAUCAGCGAACAUUCUGAACUGUACAUAAUUUAUGUUGCAAGAGGCAAAGGGCAAGUUUUGGAUUUUGCUUCUUCCGAGUUUGUUUUUAAACGACAAAUAAAAAAAAGAA
Budorcas taxicolor (takin) is the source of this 20094-nucleotide messenger RNA. RefSeq names its product lysine methyltransferase 2D (gene KMT2D). The transcript is spliced from 55 exons. Gene Ontology annotation, molecular function: transcription coactivator activity; histone binding; histone H3K4 methyltransferase activity. Lineage: Eukaryota; Metazoa; Chordata; Mammalia; Artiodactyla; Bovidae. Bases 451 to 17310 code for a protein of 5619 amino acids. Gene Ontology annotation, biological process: positive regulation of transcription by RNA polymerase II. Gene Ontology annotation, cellular component: MLL3/4 complex; nucleus. The record is from RefSeq and is a predicted model, not a curated record.